Sphaeramia orbicularis (orbiculate cardinalfish) is the source of this 8136-nucleotide messenger RNA. It is a transcript of the gene arid1aa, whose product is annotated as AT-rich interaction domain 1Aa. Gene Ontology annotation, cellular component: brahma complex; nucleoplasm; SWI/SNF complex. The coding region runs from base 1 to 6864 and encodes 2287 amino acids. Gene Ontology annotation, molecular function: DNA binding; nucleosome binding. NCBI's taxonomy places the organism in Eukaryota, Metazoa, Chordata, Actinopteri, Kurtiformes, Apogonidae. Gene Ontology annotation, biological process: positive regulation of DNA-templated transcription; chromatin remodeling; regulation of transcription by RNA polymerase II. The record is from RefSeq and is a predicted model, not a curated record. The transcript has 20 exons.
AUGGCCGCUCAGGUCGCCACUCUUAACACUAGCCCGCCUUCCGAACUCAAAAAGCCGGAUCGAGACCCCAAGGAGGAGUCGUUACCGGGGGAGAAGCAGUCAGACAAAAAGCAGCCGGGGUUGGACAGCGGAUCGCCGGGCCGGGGGGAUCUGCAGGACGGGGCCGACGGUGGAAAUGCAGGGGGAGGAGGGGAACCUGAGAUGAAGAACGGGAAUGGGAACCCGCCCAGGGCUAACAAUAAUAACCAGAAUGACUCCGUCGGACCGGAGGGAAAUAACCAUCCAGGUUUGGUGCAUCACCACGGCCCCGCUUUUCCGCCACCUUCGUACGGAUACAGUCAGCACUACGGUCGGGCCCCUUUUCAUCAACAUGGCGGACAACAAAGCCCUGGCAUGGCAGCUGCUGCGGGUCCGGUCGUACAGCCGAGCAACAUGAUGGACCCAUAUCAACCUAAUUCACACGACCAUGGCUUUUCGAACCACCAGUUUAAUAAUUACAACCCAUUCCCGAACAGGACUCCUUAUCCCGGCCAAGCUUACGCCAUGAACUCCCCUCGCAGUACCCAGGCGCCGACAGCUGGGGGACAGCCAGCUAAGCAGCAGCCACCAGCGGGAGGACCCACGGCGAUGGCUGGAUCUUAUAGUAACCAGAGAUAUAACAUUGGAAACCCUCAACCUACAUCCACACCGACUCUUAACAAGCUCCUGACCUCACCCAGCCCGACACGGGGAUAUCCAAACUAUCCCUCUAGCGACUACAGUAGCCAAGAAGGAGCUAGUAAGGGACCAGCAGACAUGGGCAGUAGCGGUCAGUAUGGAGGGAGCACUCCGGGUUGGCAACAAAGAAGCCAUCACCCGUCGCCUAUGAGCCCGGGAAGUGCCGGGCAGCCGCUAGGUAGAAACCAGCCACCUGGUCCUAUGGACCCAAUGGCAAAGAUGAGAGGUCAACCAUACGGAGCGGCCAGUCCAUAUGGUCAGCAAUCACAGCAAGGGCCUCCUACGGGCCCACAGCAAGGGCCUGGUUACCCCGGCCAGGGUUAUGGCCCUCCAGGCCCCCAACGAUACCCAAUGGGACGUACUCCUGGAGGCAUGGGAGGCAUGCCGUAUGGUUCCCAGAUGGGAUCCUAUGGACAGCAGGGACCAGGAGGCUAUGGCUCUCAGGGCCAGGCACCUUAUUACGGCCAGCCUGGCCAGGGUCCUCACCCGAGCCAGCAACAAACCCCUUACUCCCAGCCCCCUCCAGGACAACCAGGUGGCCAGGCAACUUAUCCAGGGCAGCCGCACCCUCCACCAACAUCUGGCCCUCACACACAAGGAGGACCACCCUAUCAGCAGCCCCACAUGCCCCCACAGUCACAGGGGCCACUGCCAGGCCCACCCCAAGGGCCAUCACAGUCUCAGCCACCUUACUCCCAAGCUUCAGCCCCACAGUCUGGCCAGUCUCCCUAUGCCCAGCAGCAGGGUCCUCCUGGUCAAACCCAGCAGCAGCCAAGUUCCCAGGCUCCCCCUGGAUCACAAGGCCAGUCCAACUACCCUGGAUCCUCACAGGGGCCUCAGCCCCCCUCCUCGCAGCAGACACAGUCUCAGCCUCCACAGCAGCCACCGGGACACAGCCAACACCCACAGGGCCAGCCUGCAGCAUACCCCCAGAACCCACAGCAGCAACAGCAAGCACAACAGUCACCUUAUCAGCGCUUUCCUCCUCCACAGCAGCAGGAAGUAUCCCAGGACUCCUUUCAGUCCAAUGUCCCUCCAUCCACUCAAACUAAAUCUGGCACAGAUGACAGUCAAGGCCGCCCCUCAAGCCUUCCAGACCUGUCAGGAUCUAUUGAUGACCUGCCUACAGGUACAGAGGGUGCCCUCAGUCCUGGUGUGAGCACUUCAGGUGUGUCAAGCAGCCAGGGAGAGCAGAGCAACCCGGCACAGUCUCCCUUCUCCCCUCACACCUCUCCCCAUCUGCCGGGUAUCCGAGGGCCUUCACCAUCCCCAGCUGGUUCCCCUGCUAGUGCUAGCACGCCUCGCACAGGGCCGCUGUCCCCUGCCAACAUGCCAGGUACCCAGAUGCCUCCUAGACCAUCAAGUGUGCAGUCAGAUGGGAGCUUACACCCUGGAAUGAGCCCAUCUCCCAUGGCCCAGGACAGAGCUUUUAUGCAGAGAAACCCUCAGAUGCCCCCCUAUGGCUCCCCUCAGUCAGCUUCUGCUCUGUCACCACGCCAGUCCUCGGGUGGACAGAUGCAUCCUAGUAUGGGUCCAUAUCAGCAAAACAAUUCAAUGGGCUACGGACAACAGGGAGGACAGUAUGGCCCCCAAGGUUAUCCACGGCAACCUGGAUAUGGCAAUAUGCCUAAUGCUAACUACCCUGGACCAGGUAUGGGUCCAAUGAACCCCAUGGCAGGACAAGGUGGGGGGCCACCAUAUGCUGGCAUGCCUCCUGGAAGGAUGCCUCCAAAUCAAAUGGGGGCACGUCCAUAUGGCCCCAAUAUGGGUCCAAACAUGGGCCCCAACAUGCCUCCAAAUAUGGGCAACAUGCCACCCCAGGUAGGCUCAGGGAUGUGUCCUCCUCCAGGCAUGAACAGAAAGCCCCAGGACCCUUCAGUUAUGCAGCACCCCGCCUCUAACGCCAUGCACAACAGAAUGCCGGGUUAUCCCAACAUGUCUCCGGGCAUGAUGAGCUCCGGUCCGCCCUAUGGUCCUCCUAUGAACAACAUGCCUGGAAUGAUGAACACUCAAGGUGGAUCCCCUUAUCCAAUGGGGCCAAACAUGGCUAAUAAUUCAAGUGGCAUGGCCCCAAGUCCAGAGAUGAACAAUAAAAUGAAUAACAAAGUGGAUGGGACUGUAACGUCAAAACCAGAGCCCAAAUCGAAGAAGUCAAAUUCAUCAACUACAACCAGUGAAAAGAUAACACGGCUGUAUGAGUUAGGACCAGAGCCAGACAGGAAGAUGUGGGUGGACCGUUAUUUGGCCUUCAUUGAAGAGAAAGCCAUGGGCAUGACCAACCUCCCAGCUGUAGGACGCAAACCACUCGACCUCUUUCGGCUGUACAUGUCAGUCAAGGAGAUUGGAGGCAUGACACAGGUCAAUAAGAAUAAGAAAUGGCGUGAUCUGGCUACUUCCCUGAAUGUGGGCACAUCUAGCAGUGCUGCCAGUUCUUUGAAGAAACAGUACAUCCAGUGUCUUUAUGCCUUUGAGUGCAAAAUUGAGCGUGGUGAGGACCCCCCUCCUGAGAUUUUUUCAGACAACAAAAAGAAUCAAGCUGCUAAAGUCCAGCCACCCUCACCAGCGUCCCUCUGCUCCACAGCUGGGUCAGGGUCUCUGCAGGGUCCUCAGACACCCCAGUCCACCAGCAGCUCAAUGGCUGAGGGGGGAGACCUAAAACCUCCCACCCCAGCCUCCACUCCUCACUCACAGAUCCCCCCAAUGCCCCCUGGGGCCAGGAGCAGUGUUAACUUGCAAGACCCCUUUUCUGAAGGUAAUGACCCCGCUUUCCCUCGGAGGAACAUGACCCCCAACUCUGCUUAUCAGUCUGGCAUGAACACCCCAGACAUGCAAGGGCGUAUGGGAAGUUAUGAACCCAACAAGGACCCCUUCAGUAACAUGCGCAAAGUUGGGGAGCAGUUUCUACCAGCUAAUCAGGGCCCAAACAGUGGAGUUGGUGACCAGCAGCAGCAGCAACCACAACAACAACCACCACAGACACAGCAGCAGCCUCCAUUCAACAGAGGACCGCCAGGGGCCAUGGGCUCGAUGCCAAUGGGGCCCAGACAGCAGUAUCCUUAUGGACCAGGCUAUGACAGGAGAUCGGAGCAAGGAAUGGGCCCAGAGGGCAACAUGGGAUCCGGUGCUCCUCAGCCAAACCCUAUGAUGCCUGCCAAUGCCGACACGGGGAUGUAUUCGCCAAAUCGCUUCCCACCACAGCAGCCACGGCAUGAUUCCUAUGGUAAUCAGUAUCCUGGACAGGGAACGCCCCCUACUGGCUCUUACCCAAAUCAGCAGCCAGGAAUGUAUCCACAACAACAACAACAGAGUUACAAGCGUCCUGUGGAAGGUGGUUAUCCUCCAGCAAAGCGUCAUGAAGCAGAGUACAAUACGCCCUUCCCCGGUGGACAACAGCCACCACAGCAACAGCAGCAACAGCAAGGAGGCUCCUCUGCACCCUCUUCAGGACAGCAGGAGUCGUACAAUCAGUACGGUGGCAGUGGGCCUUUCCCUGGCUCUGAUCGCCGUCCACCUGGUCCAGGCAAUCAGUUUCCCUUUCCCUUUGGUCGCGAACGUAUGCAGGGAGCAACAGGGCCAAAUGCUCAGCCCAGUAUGCCCCCUCAGAUGAUGCAGUCAGGCCCUGAGGGUCCUCAAGGAGGCAUGUGGCAGGGACCGCGAGACAUGAACUAUCAGAACUACCCCAGCCGGCAGGGUGGUCCUGGGGGUCCACCACAGGGUCACACUUACCCUGGGAUGAACCGGUCAGAGGAGAUGAUGCCGUCAGAACAGCGCAUGAAUCAUGACAGCCAGUGGGGAGGACAGAUGGGUCCACGACAGCCUCCCUACGGUCCAGGAGGGCCUGGCCAGCCUAUGCCUCGUUCCGUACAGUCCAACUACCAGCCCCCUCAGGGAGUGCAGAACCACAUUCCACAGGUGUCUAGCCCAGCCUCCAUGCCCCGCCCCUUGGAGAGCAGGACAUCACCAAGUAAAUCUCCCUAUAUGCACGGAGUAAUGAAGAUGCAGAAAGCUGGCCCUCCAGUGCCUGCGUCUCACAUAGUGCCCCCUCCAGUGCAGUCGCCUUUAAUACGGAGAGACAUGCCUUUUCCCCCAGGCUCUAUAGAAGCUACCCAUCCCGUCCUGAAACCACGGCGGAGACUCACCAUGAAAGACAUCGGAACCCCAGAGGCCUGGAGAGUUAUGAUGUCAUUAAAAUCUGGUCUACUAGCUGAGAGUACAUGGGCCUUAGACACCAUCAACAUUCUCCUGUAUGAUGAUGGCAGCAUCACCACUUUUGACCUCAACACGUUACCUGGUCUACUAGAGCUGGUGGUUGAGUAUUUCAGACGCUGCCUCAUUGAAAUCUUUGGCAUUCUUCGGGAGUAUGAAGUGGGAGACCCUGGCCAGAGGACACUACUAGAUCCUGAUGCCUUGAAACGAGACUCGGACAGCACAGAAGAAGAGGAACCACAGGCUGAGGACAUGGAGCAGGAGGAAGAUGAGGAUGAUGAAGAAGAGGAGGAAACGGAGGGUCCAGAUCGUGUGAAAGAGGAGAAAGACCAAGAGCAAUGCUCUGACUCUCGGGAGGAGAAAGUAGAAGAUGAGGACAGGAAGAGUAAAGGUUCUUCCUCUGAACAGACAAGCUUACCCCAAUCUUUACCUGCCGAUGAGAGACCCAAACAGGCCAGCAAAUUUGACAAGUUUCCCUUAAAGGUGGUACGAAAGAAAGACCCAUUUGUAGCUGGGCAAUCUAAUAAUCAUGGCAAAUUGCAAGAGUUUGACAGUGGGUUACUUCAUUGGAGUGCUGGAGGUGGAGACUCAACAGAACACAUCCAGACCCACUUUGAACCACGAAAAGACUUCUUGGAACCACGAGAAAGAAUACCUGUGCCCCCAGUUUUGCUGAGGAGACGACUCCCGGAAGAGGAGAUAAGGGAAAACUGUCUGCCAACAGAAGAGAAGACAAAGCAUCAGGAUGAAGAAGAGAGGCCAAAACAGAUAGAGAAAGAAACUGGUUCAGAGAAGACCAACAGCCCACUCAAUACAGAGGAGGAGAAGAAAAUCGAUUCUGUGGCCAAGUUGGUUGAAAAACUCACUAAAGGUCAUCAAGAGAAUAAUAGACCCAAUCCUUUCUUGGGUAGUGGGUUAACCCACCGGGCACAGCAAAGUGGUACCAUCCUAGAGGACGAGCCUCAUAGUAAAGAUGAAGGGCCACUCAUAGCACUUGCAAAUUGGCAGGAUUCAUUGGCCCGGCGCUGCAUUUGUAUCUCCAAUAUUGUCCGCAGCCUUUCCUUUGUUCCAGGCAAUGACCACGAGAUGUCCAAACAUCCAGGGCUACUACUGCUACUGGGACGCCUGAUCCUGCUCCAUCACAGGCACCCUGAGCGCAAACAGGCACCACUCACCUAUGAAAAAGAUGAGGAUUCAGACGAGGGAAUGGGCCAAAGGGAUGAAUGGUGGUGGGACUGCUUGGAGCUUCUGAGGGAGAACACACUGGUCACUCUUGCGAACAUCUCAGGUCAACUGGACCUGUCCAUCUACCCAGAGAGCAUCUGUUUGCCUAUCUUGGAUGGUCUUCUCCACUGGGCUGUCUGCCCCUCAGCGGAGGCUCAGGACCCAUUCCCCACAAUGGGCCACCACAGCGCAUUGUCACCUCAGAGACUGGUCCUGGAGACGCUAAGCAAACUCAGCAUCCAAGACAACAACGUGGACCUCAUCUUGGCCACUCCACCAUUUAGUCGACUGGAGAAGCUAUAUGGGAACCUGGUGCGGCUAAUUGGAGAUCGGAAAGUAGCAGUCUGCAGGGAGAUGGCGGUUGUCUUAUUGGCAAACUUGGCCCAGGGUGAUACUAUAGCAGCACGAGCAAUUGCUGUUCAGAAGGGCAGUGUGGGGAACUUGCUGGGCUUCCUGGAGGAUAGUCUGGCAGCCACACAGCUUCAGCAGAGCCAGAGCUCUCUACUACACCUACAGGGGAUGCACUUCGAGCCCACAAGCCCGGACAUGAUGCGGCGAGCUGCCCGGGCUCUGCACGCCUUAGCCAAGGUGGAGGAGAACCACUCAGAGUUCACACUACAUGAGUCCCGACUCCUUGACCUUUCAGUGUCCCCUCUAAUGAACUCGCUGGUUUCUCAUGUUAUCUGUGAUGUACUCUUUUUGAUCGGCCAGUCAUGACAGCUGUAGGGAGCCGUGGCUCCACUUUUUGGGGGUUUUAUCCCCAUCCUCUCUUCCCUGGUAACCUGGCUUGAGUGUGUAACAGGGCAAGGAAAGCAACUGUCUUUUAAUUUAUGAAAACCCUUCAAAUUCCAUACUCUGAGCCCUCCCCAGGCUGCCCUUGCUCAAGGAGGGUAAUCGCAGAGCUGUGGUGGAUUACAACCCAGAGAAAUGCCCAAGAAGUGACACUACUUGCAACAUGAAUGCCAACUGGAUGCAGAGCACUAUAGUGGGGAGACUAUUCUACACUUGGGGGAAAAGUACUUUUUAAUACAGAUAAAUAAAUGAAUAAAUAAAUAAAUAGCUGAAAAACAAAAACUGUAACCAAAGUUGCUGUCUCGUUUACAGUGAGUUUGGGAGACGCAGUGUGCCCUAGCUCUCCCCUCAAGGGUACAAUGAGUCUGUAACUGGUUGAUGUUCAGAGGUGAAGCAGACUGACAAGUGGCCUACUGGUUAUAGUUGCUGUAGUUGGAUUCUCACCAGUCAGCCCGACAGUUGACAUAAAAUGCUGUCAAUAGACAUCUUCACCGGGGAGGCCUGUGCAGUGUGCAGUAGAUUGUAGGACAUUUUCUGUACCGUACUGCUCUUGAGUGUAAGCAUUCUGUAACACGUUUCACACAGAAGCUGAUGAUGCAGCUCUUCUAGAGUUUUGAGGUCAUUUUAGUUUGGUGUUAAACAGAAAAUGGCUUUCUUCCCCAAAGUAUCGAGAACCUACAACACCCUUACCUCCUCUUAUCCCUUGAUUGUAUGAAUACCCUUAUGAAAAGAAAUCACCUCUUAGGACUGGUUUUCAACUUCAAAUACAGCUUUGCUGUGGUGUAUAUAUAAUGUUGUACAUUACACUUCCUUUGUGUCUGUCUCUGUCUGUGUCACUAUUCUCACACUUGUUAUUGGUGAGGGAUGGAUGCUGACAUGAGUUUGAUCCGUUACCUCCAGUCCCCACUGAUUAGACCCACUCCUCUGGUCUCACCACAGCUCCAUAGUAUGGCAGACACGGCUCAAACCUGUUAUCUCCUGGUACAACAAAAAUAAACUAGAUGAAGUACACAUUUGACAAUUUUUCUCCAGUCAUGGAUUCUGCAUAUUUGUAUUUCAGACAAUGUAGCUAAGACAACAUGUAAAUUCCUCCCUUUCCCUUUUUUGGCUCAAUGAAUAUCAUUUAUUCAGUAUGAAAUCUUUAUACUAUAUGUUCCACGUGGUAAGAAUAAAUGUACAUUAAAUCUUCGUAAGCUG